Messenger RNA from Scomber scombrus (Atlantic mackerel), 1794 nucleotides. It is a transcript of the gene sec11a, whose product is annotated as SEC11 homolog A, signal peptidase complex subunit. Gene Ontology annotation, molecular function: serine-type endopeptidase activity. The coding region runs from base 128 to 667 and encodes 179 amino acids. The transcript has 6 exons. NCBI's taxonomy places the organism in Eukaryota, Metazoa, Chordata, Actinopteri, Scombriformes, Scombridae. The record is from RefSeq and is a predicted model, not a curated record. Gene Ontology annotation, cellular component: membrane; signal peptidase complex.
UUCCGGUUGAGCGCACCCGGAAGAUUUGGAUGCAAGUUUCACUGCUUCACCGUGCAUCCAUAUGCUCGCUACUUUAAACGUUUUCAUGUGAUUGGGGUGCUUUUUAUACACAGUAUUAUUUGCAACAAUGUUAUCUUUUGAUUUCCUCGACGAUGUUCGUCGCAUGAAUAAGCGGCAGCUCUAUUACCAGGUGCUGAACUUUGGUAUGAUUGUUUCCUCUGCGCUGAUGAUCUGGAAAGGAUUGAUGGUUGUCACAGGCAGUGAGAGUCCUAUUGUUGUCGUUCUCAGUGGGAGUAUGGAGCCAGCUUUCCACAGAGGAGACCUGCUGUUUCUGACCAACCGGGUAGAGGAUCCCAUCAGAGUCGGAGAGAUUGUUGUCUUCAGGAUAGAGGGCAGAGAGAUCCCAAUAGUACACAGAGUACUAAAGAUCCAUGAAAAGGAAAAUGGAGACAUUAAGUUCUUGACCAAAGGGGACAACAAUGCAGUGGAUGACAGAGGUCUGUACAAGCAGGGCCAACACUGGCUGGAGAAAAAGGAUGUGGUGGGGCGAGCUAGAGGGUUUGUGCCAUACAUUGGAAUUGUCACCAUUCUCAUGAAUGAUUACCCCAAGUUCAAAUAUGCUGUUCUCUUCAUGCUGGGUCUCUUUGUGUUGGUCCAUCGGGAGUGAGGUACCCAGACUUCAGGGCUCAAAAGGAUAAACUUCGUCCAGGAAACCUCAGUCAUGCCUUCAAAACAGACUUAAAGGACCAGUGUGUAGGAUUUAGUGGCAUCUAGCGGUUAGGUUGCAAAUCGUAAUUGAGUAUCCCUCCCCUGCCCCUCCCUUUCCAAGUGUUAAGGCGAACCAACAGUGUUUGCAAAACUCGCGAAAAACUGUAAAAAGCCCUACCUAGAGCCAGUGUUUGGUUUGUCCUCUCGAGCUACUGUAGAAACAUGGCGGUGCAACAUGGCGGGCUCCGUGGAAGAGCACCUGCUCCCUAUGUAGAUAUAAAUGGCUCAUCCUCAAGUAGUGAAAACACAACAAUUCUUAGUUUUACUAAUUGACACUUCUACUACUUUUGAAUAUUAUAUUCCAUUUCUUCUAAGUCAGUUCUGCUAGAUGCCGCUAAAUUCUGCACAAUGUACCUUUAAGAUAGACUUUGUCAAACCCAACUGGCUUUUUUGUACCAUUUGUUUGAACAUUUUGUAGAAACGUGGAUAGGGUGUUUACAUUUGAAAAAAAUUCAAGCUUUAAAAAUAUUUUUGUGAGGUAACUAGGCUAGAUUAAGUUUGAAGUCUAUCUUUAUUUGUUAUCCUCAGAAUGUGACUGAACAUUCUUUAAGAUAAAACGAGUCUUGUUUAUUUCCUGUUGAAUCAUUGUCUUUGAAAAAGAUAUGUGAAGUAUUUUGUGACAACAAAAUAUAAAUGAUAUUAAAUAUGAAAUCUGGUUACCAUCCACUAUGAAUUAUUUUAACUUUUUGUGUCAAUUUUUUUGGCCCCUAUUCAGCCACUGUAAAGAGCAGAUACUAUGCAGUGUGGAGCUAAAAACAUUUUUUGAGGGUGAGUGAGCACUAGUGAUCUGAAAAAUGUAAAACUCAAAAUGUUUAUUGUGGCUAAAUUGUGUUUUUAUUAAUGUAAAGAAUAUGAUUAAUUUACAUAAAAGCAGACUAGUCUUCUGUCCAGCUUUGGGUUUAGCAUGUGAUGAGCAAUAUCUCUCCUGGAAAUCUUUUAAAAAUACCUUUUUGACAGAGUAAUGUUUUUUUUGUACUUGCUGUUUAAAGAGAAACAUGCAUUAAAUGAACAUUUUAAGCAUUGUUA